Messenger RNA from Cuscuta campestris, 715 nucleotides. The record is from the annotation of a GenBank genome assembly. Lineage: Eukaryota; Viridiplantae; Streptophyta; Magnoliopsida; Solanales; Convolvulaceae.
CUACGGGUUGUGUAGAUUUUUCGUUCUUUUUUCUUGUGGCAUAGAUGAAUAUGGCGAGUUCUGGGGAAAAGAAAUCCGACGGCGACCCUGGCGGUAGUGGAGUUCCUCAACGUCAUGCAAUCUCGCCAUACGAUCUUCAUGCCAAUGAUAAUCCGGGGUUGAUUAUCACGCAUGUUAUUCUCAAAGCUCUCUUCUUCUCCGAUCAAGCCGAGCAGCAACGCAAAUCUGCAAACUCGACGGCGGCGGUUCUCCUGGCAGCUUCGACGACUUUGGAUAGCGGCGACGGGAAAGGGCAACGUCGCGAGGCCAAUCGACGUCGAUUGGUUAGUGGCGGGCUACCCUCCGUUCUCGCGAAUAGCUCCCAACAGCAGCGACCUGCGACUCCCUCCGACGAUGAGUCCAGCAGCGACGGCGACGAAUUCCGCCGGUGACCCCCUGUCCAGCGACGCCUGUUCUGGCAAAGCGCAGCGGUAGACCGGCGACGGUGCCUGGGUAGUGACUCCGGCGAACCAGCGACAAUUCGGUGACCCCCUUGGUUCCGACGAAGAUCGGGCAGCAAGUUGGUCCAGCCAGAACGGGCAGUUUCGACAGUCAAUUUGGGUGACUAGCUCCGGGUGACGUUCCCUGGAAUUGAAUCGAACUAACGAGGUAAUAACGAGCUAAUCUUGGAGGGCACAGAGACGGAGGAGAUGUACGGAUGCAGUACUCGAACCGU